AUGGAGGAAAAGUGCCGAGAGCCAGAGACCGAGCGAGAGUUAGUUGACCCAGAGCAGUUCGCCUUGGCAUUCAACGUGGUCGGCCAAACGAUUGGCUUGUCCGGGGUCCAGGAAGGAAACGGCCGCUAA
Molecule: messenger RNA, 129 nt
Organism: Hirsutella rhossiliensis
Lineage: Eukaryota; Fungi; Ascomycota; Sordariomycetes; Hypocreales; Ophiocordycipitaceae
Exons: 1
Coding region: 1-129 (42 amino acids)
Source: RefSeq, a predicted model, not a curated record